AUGAGCAAACUGCGCAUACUGUGCUUGCACGGCUUCACGUCGAACGGCUCAGUACACGCCCUCCAGGUGCGCCGCAUCACUGCCCAGCUGCCCGACUAUGACUUCCUUUUCCCGGACGGGCCACAUGUCGUGGAUAUUGCAUCGCAAAUGGACAUGACGAAGCCUGCAAACCAGGUCUGGUCAGAUCUCGUCCUAUCCUCAUCGCAGUCAGGUCAUCGCGCGUGGUGGUACGCACGAGACGGCAAUUUUCACAACAAGGAGUCUGGCGACUUCGUUGGCUUCCAGGAAUCGCUGGAGUAUCUUGGCAACUAUCUCAAAGAAUCAGGCCCGGUACAUGCAAUAUGGGGCUUCAGUCAAGGAGCGUGCUUCGCCGGCAUGCUCUGUGCACUUCUACAGCCCAAGUUGGCCUCACAUCCCUACCGGAAGCACAUACCGGCCAAUGUCACGGGCACGCCUUUAGCAGGAGUGAUUUUCUCCGGCUUUCGUGCGAGGUUUCCACAAUACGACGGCCUUUAUGAGCCAGGUAUCGACGUUCCAACUUUGCACGUCAUCGGAGAGCAGGACCCUUUGGUCGGGAGUGAGAGAAGCGAAGCACUCAUUAAGAUAUGUCACGACUCUGAAUUCCUGAAGCAUGCGGGUGGUCAUGAUAUCCCUAAGGGCGAGGCCGAUAUUGCAAAGAUUGUGGAUUUCACAAAGCGGCACGUGAAGGAGAACUCAUCUGUGCAGGCGUCAAUGUGA
This is a messenger RNA of Pseudocercospora fijiensis CIRAD86, 738 nucleotides long. RefSeq lists its product as uncharacterized. Gene Ontology annotation, cellular component: cytoplasm; nucleus. The record is from RefSeq and is a predicted model, not a curated record. NCBI's taxonomy places the organism in Eukaryota, Fungi, Ascomycota, Dothideomycetes, Mycosphaerellales, Mycosphaerellaceae. The transcript has a single exon. Bases 1 to 738 code for a protein of 245 amino acids.